Messenger RNA from Bipolaris victoriae FI3, 2433 nucleotides. RefSeq lists its product as hypothetical. The transcript has 6 exons. The record is from RefSeq and is a predicted model, not a curated record. Bases 1 to 2433 code for a protein of 810 amino acids. NCBI's taxonomy places the organism in Eukaryota, Fungi, Ascomycota, Dothideomycetes, Pleosporales, Pleosporaceae. Gene Ontology annotation, biological process: autophagosome assembly. Gene Ontology annotation, cellular component: phagophore assembly site.
AUGGCUUCAGUUCAGUUCACGGCACUGAUACGCCUUCCGUUUAUUCGGGGUGACUUUGAGGAUCCGCCACAGGCACAAUGGGAUGCCGAAAAGGAUCGGCAACUCUGGAAAGUUAUAUCCAAGUCGUCAAAGACUAGUGAUUUGAACUGUGAAGCGGACAAGUUUCAAGUUCCGCCUACCUUUCUUCUACAGCAAGCAGCAUGGUUGUACGAAAGGCAUCUUGACCAUGUUCGAAACCAGAUGAAGAAGGUCAGCAUUACAAAUGCUGUUCCGUCAUCACCUACAGUCGGCAGCACCAUGACUGCUGUGGGUGGUGUGGCCAUGCGAAGAGGCGGUAGCGCCGGGUCUGGGGCUGGAAGGACACCAUCUGCCUUGGCUGGGCGUUCGAGAGAAAGCCCUAGUUUGCGUAACGCAGAAGUAGCGACGACUCCCGCUCCUUCUCUUUCGAGGACACCCUCUACGACUACAAUCACUCAGUCUCGAGCACAUGCUCAGGCGCCUACUCGAACACUAUCUACUCGGUCUACCCAGCGUCCCAACCUAACAAGCCGCAAGUCAGAGGAAAGGACUCAAGCCUCAAACUUGCCUCACCCAAGUUACAGAAAUGAUGAGGAUGUCUCACCUGAGAUCCCAGAAUCAUCAUCUUCAAGCUCAUCCUCUUUGUCGGAUGCGGACCAUCCAGUUCACCGCAGUCAGUUGUUUAAGAGACCUCCUCGUUUCCAACAGAAGCGCCCACGAGAUCUUGCUACAUUUGAUGAGGGCGAUGGUGCACAGGAGUUUGAUGAGUCUGGUUCUCAUGAGACGAGUUUGCCCUUUGCAUCUGCAGCAAGAACGCAACCAAGUAGCAGCAAAUUUGCACAGGACGCACAGUUUCGCGGUAGUACCAAAGCAGAGCAAAACGCUGUACUUCCCCAUCGCUCUAGGACCGACCCACCAUCCAGACAAAAGUCAAUUGAUGUACAGUCCCUUACCACUGAGACAGCGUCGUCAAUGACCAGCUCAGGCGGGCCUCCAUCGGCAGCGAAGAGUCCUAUGAGUCCACCUCUAGGCCAUCGUGCAGCGUUAGGUCGGCUUGGUAGCCCGAGGAGUGGUGGGCCACGAUCUAGAAAAGAAGGCAGUGAAGGCACCCCUAGUAUGGGAAGUAGCUUCAGUGAUAUUGAUGCCAUAAUGGAGCGAGGACCAUUGCUGCCAAGAAUCAUCAUCUCAGACUACACAAUUACGCCCCCAAUAGCAACAUCAUACCACGCGAUCAAAGCUUGUCAUCCAGAGAAAGAAGACACCAUAUUCUUUGGCCAAACUUACAAGCUCAUAAAAUCACUCCUCACUUACCCUCGUUGUCCGCACCGCCGCGGCACUUCCACCUGGCCCUGUCAACCUUGCGAAACAACCUUCACACGCGCAUACUGGACCUGUGCCAGCCUGCUCCUGGACUACUAUGCAGACUUUUAUGCCCACGAUAGCGCGCUCAUGCAAGCUGUAUGGUUCCACCUUUUUGACAUAUGGCAGGAAAGCGCAGCAUGGAUUAUCGACAGCCUGAUAUUAGAUGUCAGAGCAGACCGACGAACAAGCAAAGCAGAUAGAGCCCGAUGCGCAGCAAAAGCUCGAGAAUUCGUCAAACACGUCAAAGACACAGUCGAGCUCGUCGAAGUCGUCCUCUGGGGCCGCAAACAAAGCACCAACACCGCCGCUGCCGCGCACCCGACUCAAGAAACCAUCCUUUACGACCCGCGAGGCGAGGUAUGGCGUCCCAACGGCGAACACGACACCGGCCCAUGGAUCAGCGGCAUAAAGCCCUGGUGCCAGUUCCUGUACAACGGCGGACCAGGCGUAGCGCCUCCUCCUCUCCCCCCAACGUUCGCUCCUCAGAAAACAGACGACAAAAAUAAUAACACUGAAGGAAGAGUAACAACAACACGCUACGUCCCUCACUCCGCCAUCGCAAUCCUAACCGCACACACCCAGCGCGCCCGCGCCCUAGCCUCCACACUCUACACCUCUCCCAUCCCCGAAGACACCGCUCUCUCCCGCCUCAAACAAUUCGAUGCAUACGCCCCUGUCUUCCCCACCCCACGCCACCCCACACAUACCUUCACGUCGCCGUUAACGGGCCACACGGUAUCGUACGCGUUAGGCAACGGCGCGCCCCCCGUGCUGCGACAUGUCGGGUUUGCAGAUCCGGAGAUGAGCGAUGAGCGCGCCGACUGGAUUCUACUGGAUGACUGCGUGGCUAUACUCAAGGAAUUGGAUCCGUAUUUGGGAGUCAGUGCCGAGAUGGGGGAUGCAGGGGAUGGGGAGGAAGAAGCGGCGUUUGAUGUCUGGACUGUGGUUGAGGUACGAGAGAAAGAAAAGGGGGGAGAGGUGCUGGAGUUGGGGACAAUGUUUGAGAAGUGGUGUGGGAUUGGGGAGUGUGAAGUGGGUUCCAAGUCGUUCUAG